This is a messenger RNA of Saccoglossus kowalevskii, 1041 nucleotides long. RefSeq names its product recQ-like DNA helicase BLM. NCBI's taxonomy places the organism in Eukaryota, Metazoa, Hemichordata, Enteropneusta, Harrimaniidae. Gene Ontology annotation, cellular component: chromosome; nucleus; cytoplasm. Gene Ontology annotation, molecular function: nucleic acid binding; 3'-5' DNA helicase activity; four-way junction helicase activity. Gene Ontology annotation, biological process: double-strand break repair via homologous recombination; DNA replication. The record is from RefSeq and is a predicted model, not a curated record.
CAGUCUAACUUCAACUUCUUAGUCACAGAGAUGCUGAAACCAAAAAACAACUACAAUGAACAAAUUGGAAAGUUCCUUCAAUUAUCAGAGCAACCUCAACGUGCUCCAAAAACAGCAUCUCGCAAUUUUACUUUCAAGAAACCAUCUAGUGGCAAAAUCAAUAAACUUUCAAGUAAAAAGUCAACUAGCACUUCACUGACUGUUCCCAUCAAAACAGUACCCAAAUCUAAGACUGGUUUCAUUCCUGUGGUACAAAGUGGUGUUACUGCUAAGGUGCAUUCUGUUCCUGUUUCUACAAAGCAGUCAAGUUUACAGUCAUGGUUUAAAAAUAAUGAUACAAAGACAACUAAUUUAACUCCAUCCAACAAUUUUGGAGUUCCAGGUAAAAAGCCUCAAGCGACCGUCUCACCAGUCAUAAAUAAUAGGUUAACAAGGAAGAAAUCACCAAAACCGGUUCUAGAUAUCGAAGAUUAUGGAGCUGAUGAAUGGUCUGAUUUUGAUGAUUCUUCAUUUCUACAAUCAAGUUUAUUAUCUAGUGAUUUCAGGGAUAAUACCUCUACAAAUACAGGAAUGUCAAAUAGAGAACCUAAUAAUGAGGUGAAUGUGGCAACGGUUGAUUUACUCAGUGAUAAUGAAGAUGGUUUUGAUGAUCAAGAUGAAGAUAGAUUUCACAAUGUACGUGAGACUGCUAGCAGCAUCUUGCCCACAGAUGUACCACCAGAAUUUGAUUUUGGAAUAUCGGAUUUUGAAGAUUUUGAUGAAGAAGAAGAUGUUGAUAAAGAUGUUUUACCUUCUAAUGAUAUACCACAGGCUGUUGAUGACAGGUCCAAGGUGGAAUCAGCUGAUAAUCAUGCAGUGUUGGCAGCAUUACCCGAUAAGGUUAGUGAAGAUGAUUUGAAAAAAAGACUUGAAGAUCUGAAAUAUUACAGACAACUGUUCUUGAUGAGAUAUGUUCUGCAGUUGAUAAACCAAUAAUAUAUGAAAUUCUACAGCAGAGUGAUUCUGAAAAUCUGAGGAAAUCAAUUCAUACAUGGAAAAGAA